AAGAAAGCGGAAGUGGAGAACACUGCUAAACAGAGAGACAGUGUUGUAUAAAAUCACUUUUUAUUGCGUUUAUCUUUACUUUACUUCGAAUGUUUGUUGUCUUUCACUUGAAAGGAAAACACUGACUUGCUAAAGUUGAACGGGCUGACUUUUGACAGCUUCUCAAAUUAGCCUCGCUCCCGAGCCGCAAACACAACGGAAGUUAGCCGUCGGUGUAAGAUCGUACAUUUGGUCAAAAAGGGUGAACAAAAUGUGUAAAGUCCGACAACUGAGGACGUUGGUCAAUCAGCGACUAAGCGAGGCCGCCGAAGAGAUAUUAGGGCUCGUUGAAAGAACGAUAGCGGAGUACCAGGAGGAACUUGGCCGGUCGAGAGAGGAGAACGAGCGACACCGCCGACUAGUGGACACUCUCUCUAACUGCACCGUCAGUGCAGACAGUCAGCAGCUGGCGAGUAACAAAGAAGAGCAGCAAGUGUGGAGCUGCAAUAUUGAGGAUCAUGAGGCAUCACAGUCCGUCCACAUCAAAGUGGAAGAACAGAACCUCUGGUCGAGUCAGGACAAAGAUUUUGCAGAAUUCUCCUUACCUUGCGGAGGUGAUGACGACGAGCUCUUACAAUGUGGUCCGUGUGAGGAGGACCGAGAGGCGCAGUUCCAAACUCAACAAGUGAAAGCGGAAACUCAGGAAGGAGGACCUGAGCCGUACAUCCACUUGGACUUGGGUCCACUUUUACAGGCUGAUAACGCCACGUCGGACUCUUCAGACGAGGCGCUGAGAAGCAACGCAGACAACAAAGGCUUUCAAUGUGCCGAAUGUGGCAAGACUUUAGCUUCCAGGCCCAGCUUGAAAAGACACCUCAAAAGGCACACGGGAGAGAAACCUUUCAGUUGCUCAUUCUGCGAUAAAAAGUUCACCGAGAGGUCUGACUUGGUGGUGCACGGCCGGAGUCACACGGGAGUGAAACCCUUCGCCUGCACGCUGUGCUGCUGGAAGUUCUCCAAGAAGAGUAGUUUGGUGCUGCACAUGAGGAGACACACGGGGGAGAAGCCUCACGUCUGCUCCGUUUGCGGGAAACGGUUCCGGCACCGCUGCACUCUGGUGGAACACUCCCGCCUUCACGUGCAAGGAAACACUUACUCCUGCUCGCUGUGCGGCGCCAGCUUCACCGGGAAGCGCAGUUUGGCGGAACACAGGAGGACGCACGCUGCAGAGCAGACCCUCUGCUGCUCGGUUUGUGCUCAGACAGUGUCGGGGGAGAGCUGUCUGAAGUUGCACAUGGAAACACACGCUGGGGGAGACCAGACGUCAGUUUGAGAUGAAGAACAUUGCUCAUUAGUCGUCAUCAUUCUUUGGACACCCUGGUCUACAAUGAUGAUAUGACCA
This is a messenger RNA of Nerophis lumbriciformis (worm pipefish), 1381 nucleotides long. RefSeq lists its product as uncharacterized. NCBI's taxonomy places the organism in Eukaryota, Metazoa, Chordata, Actinopteri, Syngnathiformes, Syngnathidae. The record is from RefSeq and is a predicted model, not a curated record.